CGCCCUUUUCCGAAAUGCUUCGUCCUUUCUUCUCUCUCUUUCCUCAGUGUAAUCUCCUCUCCAGUUUCUUCUUCUUCUUCUUCUUCUUCUUCCUGCCGUGGAGUCUCCCUCCCAUUCUCAGCUCAACAGCCCAAUCGAAACCCAUCAAUUUCCCGCUAUUACUUUCCCGUCAGUUCGAACAAGGUACGAUUUUGGAUCGUUUCUGUAUUCAAUACGGGCUUGACUUGCAUGACGAGCGCUUCUGAGCUGUUCUACAACCGGAGGUCCCGUCUCAGUCGAACGGCAGCUUCUGCUUCGUCGAUAGGCGAUCCGGAGUUAGGGUUCGAGUAUUCGUCCGAUCGGAGCCUCCGAUUCUCGCACCAAAAUCGCCGUCAAAGCCUGAGCCACGGCCACCACAGUCACAGUCAUGAUUUGGACGGCUGCGAUCCCCUUCGUAGGUCCCCGCUUCCCCGCCACCACCGUUUCUCACACUCCGUAAGCCUAACGAUUGAGCGCCCAUCACUGGUGCUUGAUCAAACCAAUCAGCAGUCUGGUACAAACAAUAGCAGAAAUGCAGAAUCUCAAAGAAAUGUAAGGAGACCUGGAAUUUCAACAAGUGACAGGCUUCCUGGAUCGGUGCUCCUUGCGAGGGAAAGGCUUCUUGAAAGGCUUAGAGGUGUAUCUCUUUCUGGAUCGAGGCGAAGCAGUAGAGACCCAUCAAGCACAAAUCGAAUUGAGCAUGCAUACGCUGAGCAUUGGAGGCUAGCAGAUGCAUUUGACUGGGGAGCUGAGGCGUCAAUUCAAUUUCCUUCUGGUGGCUCUGACUUAAACGACUCAACCUUAUUGUCCGAGAGAACAAUUUCAACAAGCACAGAGAAGCCACCGGGUCUGUCUCAGGAGGCAUUGGACCAAUUGCAUGUGGAAAUCUUCAGCUACUACAUGAAGGAAAAGGAAGGCAUGAUGGAGAGAAAAUCACAGGACUGCAGUAUUUGUCUCGAGAAUUUCAUGGAAGGAGAUAAGCUCAUCUGCUUGCCGUGCGAGCAUUGGUUUCACUCAACCUGCUUGGAUCCAUGGGUUCGAACCUGUGGAGACUGCCCAUAUUGUCGUAAAGGUAUUAUUGCAGUUCCUACCGAGAGAAACUAGAUGACUUAAUUCUGACUGCCUUUCCCAUCUGAACUCGUACGGCUCGUGCCCGCUUGGUUUGUCCCCUGAUCAGCGCAAAGAGUUUAGGUUUUGUCCUUCCCUUUUUCCGGGGGAUUACGUGUUUCUUCCCUUUCCUUUAUUGUACAUUUCGGAAGUGGGAUUCAGUUUGGAAUUGACAGAUAGGUAUAGACAGAUCCUUUCACAAUGUUGUAAGGAAGUCCUGAUGUAUUGUCACGCGUCAAAUUGUAGAAUGAUCGAUGAACUUAUGAAACUUCUCUUGAGUUUGUGGCAUUUGUGGCCUUAA
Punica granatum (pomegranate) is the source of this 1426-nucleotide messenger RNA. Lineage: Eukaryota; Viridiplantae; Streptophyta; Magnoliopsida; Myrtales; Lythraceae. The record is from RefSeq and is a predicted model, not a curated record.